Molecule: messenger RNA, 5258 nt
Organism: Cinara cedri
Lineage: Eukaryota; Metazoa; Arthropoda; Insecta; Hemiptera; Aphididae
Source: the annotation of a GenBank genome assembly
UGGUGUAGGCAAAUUUACCGUGUUAUAGUUAAUUAUGAUGUAUCUAGAUAUAUCAUUUUCAAGGACAUCUACCGGUUUACAGACGAGUAUUUAUUAUUUGAAUUUUAUAAUAAACGUUGUACCCACUAUAGGUCUCUCUGUAGACCUAACUACUUCAUUUCAACUACUACUAUUCAUUGAGUGAUUAACUGCAGUGACGUUAAUAUUAAUAAUAAUACACAUAGGUAUCAUCAAAUAAUAUUAUUUUAAAAUUAAUUUCGUACUUAAUAUAAUAAUAAUAUUAUGCACAUUGUUAGUGGAUUAUUAUUAACGUAUGGAGUUUGUUUCGUGGCAAGUCUUCGGUUUCCAACGGUAGAAAUCGAAAGCGGAUUCGUGUCUGGAAUAUUAUCGCAGACAUGGAAAGGACGAACCAUAUACAAAUUCGAAGGGAUACGUUAUGCGACUCCUCCCGUAGGGGAAUUAAGAUUUCAGGUAAAGCUCGUCAAAGUUUACGUCUAUAUGAUAUUGUAAUACAGAAUGAUUUUUUCCUCAAACCAAUUUUUUGGUGUUUUAAGUGAAUUUGAUUUUUUUUUUUCAUUAUGGAAUAGUUUAAGCUUUAUUUUAACACUAUUUUUGAGUUUACCUUAAUUCUUAUACCUGAAAUAAGCGAGUAUUAACUUUUGAUUCUCAAAUAGUUACUCCUCUUUUGAAUGUCCCUUUUUAUGUAUAUGGACAGUUUAAAUAAUUUUUUUAAUGAUUUUGAUAUGCAUCGUAACUUUAUAGUUAUCUAUUUUUAGAUGAUAAAUUGAUAAUUCUUCCAUACUACUAAGGUAAGUCAUAAACUGUAAAUUCAAUAUAAGUGUUAUGCAUAUUAUGAAUUUGUUUAGACAAAUAUUUUUUAUUCAAAUCUGUAUUUAAAAGAAAAAGUUAUUAUUUAAAAAUCCAAAGUAUAUACUCAUUAAAGGUAUAAAGACAUUAGGGGUAAACAUUUUUUUACUUGAUUCAUAUCUUAAUAGUGUUAAAAUAAAACUUAAAUAAUUCCAUUACGAUAAAAAAAAAAAAAGCAAACGAAAAUUAUAUUCACGUAAGGUUCCCCGAAAAAAUCACUAGAUCAUGUUGAGUGAAUCACUCUGUAUACAUAAAAUGAAAUUAUGUUAAUAUGAUAUUAAAAUAUCAAGUGUAUAAUAUAUACCGAAAUUUAAUAUACAAACAGGAAGCACAACCGGUGGAACCAUGGUUAGGAAUAUGGAACGCGUCAAUACCGGGUAACGAAUGUAUUCAAUACGACCAUGUAAGUUAUUCAGUGCAAGGCGAUGAAGAUUGCCUUUACGUCAACGUUUACACGCCAACAGUUAGUAAACCCUUUUCAUUAACAUACAUAAUAUAAUAUAUACAGGCCGAUAAUUUUAUCAUGAACUGCCAGUGAUUAUUUAUGCAAAUUUUGAGUGAAAUAUUGAUAUGGUUUUUUCGGUCAUUUAAUGAUCUUAUUCACAACAUUUUCAAAUGUCCACCUUAAUAUCGCACAGGUAUAUUAUAAAUAUCCAUAGCUGGUAUUAACAUUUUUUUUCAAAUAAUUAUCUAUAUUUUUUAAUUCGCUCUUCGAAAAGAGGAUAUUUUUCUAAAAAUAAGGAUGUAAAAAUUUAACCAAAACUUCCGUAUAGAAGCGUAAUAAAAAUUAAUGAACCUUAUUGUGUGUUAACACAAUGUUUUUUUCAUUUACAUUUAUAGCUUCCAGAAAAAGAGAAGAGAAAAGAACUUUUAAACGUAUUGGUUUUCAUUCACGGUGGUGCUUUUAUGUUCUUAGAAGGAUCCGUAUACAAACCCGAUUUUAUUUUGGACAAAGACAUAGUGUUUGUGACAUUUAACUACAGACUUGGUCCAAUUGGUAAUAUCAUAACAACUUAGAUAUCACCUAAAAAAUAAAAUAAAAUAAAGUUAUCUCUCCAGACCAUUUUAGUUUAUUAGUUUAUAGAAAUUUUUGAUUUUGUUCAUCAUAAAAUAGGUAAUAAUAAUAAUACAAAUAUUAGUAAUAAUAUAAUAAUUUAAAGUACCUACCUAAAUACCUAUAUAGAGCGUUGAAUAAUAUCGAAAAAAAUAUUGAUAAGAUAAAUAACAAUAAAUUAAAUUAUUGUAUAAUAUAUAAAAAUUAUUAUUAUUAUUGAAGGUUGAUUUAUUAAACUGAUAAAGAAUGAAUGAUUGAAAUCAUAGUAGAAAUUAAUUUAAAUUUUUAACUUUUUAAUGUUCACUUUCGAUUCAAUACUAAGUUGUAUGCAGUGCUUAAAAUGGAAAAAUGAUAGAAAAGUGACUUUCAGACUUAACAAAUUUACCAUGUUUGUAAUUUUAUUGUUGAACUCAACUUAAUCAUGAGGGCUCUGUCUGUCCUCAUCACUCUUAUUUUUAAUAUAUAAUUUACGAAAAAACACUAAUAACACUACUGCAGCUAAUUGUUUGCUAUAAUAUUUAUAUUUGUUUUAGAUUCUAUUAUGAUAUAGUUACUAUUAUGAUUCUACCAUGAUAUGUAUUUUUGUUAAAAAAACUUUACUACAACAAUUCUUGCUCCGAUCAUUAACUUAAGAGGUUUACUUUCUAAUAGACAAUUUUAAGAUUGUGCGAUGAAGAGGUUGCUUUUUUAUUAUCCUUGUAGUAUUCUUAGUUUUGGACACCCUAGAAAAAUUGUGGGGAAAACUAUAAUAUUUACACAUUAACGGUUUCUGUUACUUUCGAUUUUGUUUUUUGUUUUAAUUCAGUGAAGAAUAAUCGUAGAAACCGGAAAUUUUACUGAAUAAUUGUAAAGAUAUAGUCUCUUAUACACAGUUCAAUAGUUCAUUCUAGAUAUAUGUUAAAAUUUCCAAAAUAUUCUAGACAUUUUUAAAUUAUUUAUAGCCAUUUAAAAUUUUUUUGAGUUUUUAGAAUUUAUUUUAUUUUAGGAUUAAAAUUUUUUUGGCCCAAUAAAAAUGCUAGAAAAUUUAGCAUAAGGUUUAUCAUACGUUGCAAUUAAUUGAAAAAAAAAGAUCAGCGUAAUAUUAUAAUUUUUUUUUAAGCUCUUAAUGUGUAAAUUUUAAUGAAAAUGCAUUUUGUUAAAAAUGUAUACGUUUUGAUAUUGUAUACAAACAAAUUAUUAUGGUAGUUAAAAUUUGAUUGUAUUAUGCAAAAAUCUUUAAAAUGAAUAAUUAUUUCAGGUUUUUUUAGUACCGGAGAUACUAUAGUAUCUGGUAACAAUGGGUUAAAAGAUCAAGUAUACGCCCUACAAUGGGUUAAAAGAAAUAUCAAAUAUUUUGGAGGUGAUCCAGAAAAUGUUACAAUCAGUGGUAUGUCAGCUGGAGGUGCCAGUGUACAUUUUCAUAUGUUGUCACCAUUAUCGAGAGGUUAAAGCAUAUAUUAAUGGAUUCCCCGUGUAAUUAAUUUUCGUAUAAAAUAUACUUAACAAUAUAUUAUAAUAUUCAGGGUUAUUUCAAAAAGCAUUCUCACAGAGUGGAACCGCCUUGUGCCCUUGGACAAUAACCGAAAAUGUACCCGCGAAAUCAAAAGCAAUUGGUGCUUAUUUGGGGUGUCCAACUUAUUCGUCACUAGAGCUAGUGGAAUGUUUAAAUACUAGACCAGCAAAACAGAUCGUGGACGCUGUACAAAUAUUUUUAGUAAGUUAAAAUGUAUAUUAUUUGAUUAUUUAUUAUUUAUUAUGAUUUGGGUAUCGUUGUGAAAUUUAUAAAUAGCCAUUCAUGUACAACCCAUAUUCACCUUUUGGACCCAUAAUCGAAUUACCUAGCGAACAAGCGUUUAUAAGUGAAUUGCCCUAUAAUAUUCUCGCCAAAGGCCUGGCAGCCGAUGUACCAUGGAUGAUCAGUGUUACCACUCACGAAGGACUUUACCCCGGAUCCGGUAAUUCGAUGUGAUUUGAAUGGUUUUUAUUUUUAUUGAAAAUUUGAAUGUUAAUAAUAUGUUACAGAGUUUAUCAAUAAUGCUGCGUUAAUGAAGCAUAUUGAUGAAAAUUGGAAUAAUGUAAUACCACAUAUAUUAGAUUACAAUUACACGAUACCUGGUGAACAAAUUAAUAAUGUUUCACAACUUAUUAGGAAAGAAUACAUCGGUAAUACAGUUUUAAAGAAAGGAAAUACCGAACAAUUUAUUCAAGUAGGUAUCUACUAUGAACUUGAAGAUGUUUUUGGAAUUAUUCAGUGACACAAAUUAUUACGAAUAUAAUUUCUAGAUGAUUGGUGAUCGUCUAUUUGUAGUUGAUAUUUUAAAAGCUGCUAAAAUCCAUGCUCAACUUUAUAAAUCACCUGUAUUCAUGUAUCAGUUUGCUCACCGAGGUACACACAGUUUAUCAGAUAUAUUCAGCAAGUCAAAUGAAAAUUACGGUGAGUAAAAUUACGGGACUUUAACUGUAUUGUUUUGAACAACUUCGAUGUUUGUAUAAUCGAAAGUUGACUUAAAUGUAGUAUGAAUAUUGGUAUACAAUUUUUUUUCAUAGGAGCUAGUCACGGAGAUGACACAUCGUAUGCAUUACGAAAUAUUUAUGUAAGCGCCGAAGAUUCAGAAACCGAUCAAUUCAUAAUCUCAAUUAUUGUUGAUAUUUGGACAUCAUUUGCUCUAACAGGGUAAUACAAUUGUUGUUAAUUAAAGUUUAAUAAUUUGUUGUGUUUUGAUUAAAGAGAUAUGUUUAAUUUAGGAUACCUUCAACAGGCGUUAAUUCUAUUAAAUGGACUCCUAUAAGUCAAAAUCCAAAUCAUUUGGGCGUAUCAUUUUUAAAAAUUGCUUCACCCACAAAGAUUUUUAUGGAUAAAGGUAUUGAUAUUGGAAGAGCUGGUUUUUGGGAUUCUCUGGGAUUCAAUGAAAACCAUUACUUUAAAGAAUAUUAAUAUUUUUGAUGAAUUAAUAAUUCUAGUAUCAAAUAUUAUAUUGCUAUAUUUUGUGUCACGCAUAUAUUAUAAUGUUCAUGAUCACAAAUAUGAUUAUUAAUAAACUGAAGAAGUAAUUACUUAUCGACUACUAAUAUUUUUAUUUUUAUGCUUGCUUAAAAAGACUGGACAUUAUCUAUAUUGUAAUUUGUGAGCAAUCAGGCACAUCAGUUGUUAACUGUCUAGUCAAACAUUAUUACACAAUGCAAAUAACGUAAUAUACGUAUUGAACCGUCAAUUUUAUAAUAAAUGUUGUUUACCAAAAUAAAUGGUUUUAAAACCACCCCAAAGAAAUACAAAUUUGUAUUUGAUUUUUGUUUUUAAAAUAUGUUAUACAUAAUAUUCCGAUAUUCAAUUUACAAAUUAUUAAUUUCUUAAUCGCAC